This is a messenger RNA of Lymnaea stagnalis (great pond snail), 8812 nucleotides long. NCBI's taxonomy places the organism in Eukaryota, Metazoa, Mollusca, Gastropoda, Lymnaeidae. The record is from the annotation of a GenBank genome assembly.
CAUCCGGUUGCUGAUUUUCAUAUAAAAAUUUGUGAGAAAAUACAUUAAAAUUUACCACGAUUCGGUAUUUUGUUUCAAGAUAUAUAGGCCUAUCUAACAAAUGCACAACAAUUAAUUCAUAAUUUAUAAGACUAUUCUUUGACGUUAUUAUAUUAAAAUGACGGAUACUCUAAAAGGAAUGAAGGAACGCUCCAAAAAGCGUAAACAGCUCCUUGCCCAAGUUGUAAGUUUUCAUUUAUAAUUAUUAAUUAAAGUAACUAGAAGAACUUUAGGCAGAUCUAAAUACUAACACUAGUAUUAGGCUGUUUUUUUAUUUUAAAUUGUUAUUUUUAUCUGAGACAAGUGUGUAAUCCUCUGAAUUCUGGAGGUGACUGGUGAGCCUAUGAAGUCAGUGAAGUGUGGGCCUGGGAAAUGUGUUCCUAUUCCUUGUCAGUGUCAGCACUUAUCGCCUAUCGGGGAUUUACUGUUUCCCAGUGUCAGUCAGUCAGUAGAUACUCAUUCUCGGUGCAGCUAGUGAACUCAAAGAAACAUCAGAUGUUUAAUACAGCUUGGCAUUAGCCUGAGGAGCCGAUUGCCAGAAUUUUCAUUGAGUACAAUGUCAUGGGCUAAUCCUAGUUACGAUUGCCACGACUUAUUUUCCAUGUUUACGUGUGGGAGUUACUUCCCUUUGUUUAUUUUUAGACAAUUUAUAUUUUUAUGAGUUAGUAUUAAUGCGCCCUAGGUAUAUUAAAUAUUAUAUUGAUUAUGUUCGUUUAGUGUGUUUAUUUUCAUAUAAAUGACAAAAAUAAAUGUAAUUUUAAAAUACAAACAUAAAAUUUUAUGUUCUUUGUUGAAAAAAUGAUGAGAAAUUGUUAUUUUUUUAUCGGGUAAUUUAUAAUGAGAGAAAUUUUUAUUUUUUUAUCGGGUAAUUUAUAAUGAUGCGUAAAGAGAAAAGAGUGCUUAAUUGUUAAUUCUGUUGCUAUUAUUGAUUGCUUGACCAGGUGCCCGGUAAGUUCAAUUUGUUAAAUCUUGGAUCGAUUUAGGGUUCGGGUUAGGCAUAGGGAUCAAUUUAGGGUUCGGGUUAGGCAUAGGGCUAGGAUUAGGGUUCGGGUUAGGCAAAGGGAUAGAUUUAGGGUUCGGUUUAGGCAUAGGGAUCAAUUUAGGGUUCUGGUUAGGCAUAGGGAUCAAUUUAGGGUUCAGGUUAGGCAUAGGGAUCGAUUUAGGGUUCAGGCUGGGCAUAGGGAUCGAUUUGCAGGUGUUUAUUUCAUUUAAUUUGUAUAGUUUUUUAUUUUGGGAGUGGGGCUGAUUUCAAGGUUUUUAUUUAUUUUUCUUAAAUAUUUUUUUUUUUUUUUUUAAUUUACCCCUUUUUUCCAUUUUUUUUCCUUUUUUAAAAAAAUAAAAUUUUAUUUAAAUGCUUUUAAAUUUAAUUUUUUUAUUUUUUUUUUUAUUUUUUUUUUUAAAUUUAAUUUUUUUUUUUUUUUUUAUUUUUUAUUUUGGGUGUGGGGUUGAUUUCUAGGUUUUUUUUUAUUUUUCUUAAAUAUUUUUUUUUUUUUUUUUUAAUUUACCCCUUUUUUCCAAUUUUUUCCCAUUUUUAAAAAAAUAAAAUUUCAGUUAAAUGCUGUUAAAUCUAAUUUUUUUAAUUUUAAUUUUAGUUAUUUCUUUAAAAUUCAAUUUUUUUCGCUAUUUUCAUAUCUUUCGGUAUUUAGUUGAAUUAACACAUUUUUCUCCCUGCCCUUCCUUUUUAAUCUCAUGUGUUUUGCACUACUUUUUUUGGCCGUCAUCUUGGUUGACACGUCACGUGACUUCAUGUGACGUGUCAACCAAGAUGGCGGCCAUUGAGGAAAUAGUGACAAUCGUUAUCAAAAUUUACCAUGUCAUGUAAUGUUAUGUUUUUUUGUUAGUUGUUUGUCCUUCACAUGCGAAGAUAACCAACCGAAGGCUAUAAUCAAAGUUGAGUACGCAGGUGACCUGCCAGUCCCAUUUGUGCUUGGGAAGCUUUUUUCUCAUGCGAGACACACAUUGUUUUGAGUCCUAGUUGGGUUUGAGUCGAUUCUGCUUUUCCCUGCUGAAUGCUUGAUGGUGUGUGAGUGGUUUGCUUAUUUUCUGAGGAUUGUGCUCCAAACAUGAGUCUGCCGUGCUAGCUUUUACGAUCCAUAUAAAGUGUUUUCCUCAAAUCAAGGUCAAUAUCCUUGGAUUUGACUGAAGCUUUUAGACAGUCCUUGAUGCAUUUUUUUCUGCCCACCAGCUGAAAUUUCCCUCUGGAAAGUUCACCGAACGUUAGUUGUUUUGCAAGUCUUCUGUUUGGCAUUCUUACAACAUGCCCUGCCCAUUUGGCUUGUCCUUUUUGAAGGAUCAUGUGGAUGCUGAUAAAGUCAGCCCGUUUUAGGAUAUCUGUAUCAGGGACUUUGUUCUGUCACCUUAUGCCAAUAAGUUUAUGUAUACAGCAUAGGUGGAGAUGAUUUAGCUGUCAUCUAUGUCUGCUUUACACUGUCCAUAUCUUGCUAGCAUAUAGGAGAGAUAUUGUUUCGACUGCCCUAUAUACUUUCAGCUUAGUGACAAGACUGAGACCCCUUUGCUCCCAAACACUCUAGCAGAGCCUUCCAAAUGCAACAUUUGCUUUGGAAGUUGGGUGUUGAUCUCAUCAUCUACUGUUACUGACCUGGAGAGGGUGCUGCCCAAAUAUGUGAAUUUCUCCACUCUUGGAGAUUCUGUCAUACUAUCUUGGGCUCUCUAUCUCCUGAUUUUUAUACCGUUUACUACUGUAGUCUUUAACUAAAGUGUUUGUAACCAGAAGACAGUAGAGGUUUGUAGAUGGAGUUUUCCUUCUCUUAGAUUUGCCACCAUUUGAUGUUGACAGGUUCCAUCUGUUGUCAUCGGUGUAACAGUAUUUACUUGGUCAAUAUGGUGUUUCUGUUGACCAUUAACUCUUCAAAAUAUUCAGAAAUUCAUACUCUUCCACCAUCUAUCUCUUCGAUAAACUGUUCUCACAUCUUUUGGUUUCAGUAUCCAAGCUUUUCCUUAUAGAUAAAUAUAUUUAUACUAAAACUUAUUAAAUUGACUACAUUAUUUGAAUAAUUUUAACAGUAUGGAACUACAAAUCUUAAAACUGCAUUGAAAACUCAUGAUGAAGUAAAGCCUGCUGCAAAGAAGGAAAAGUCAAGGUAAACCAAGGAAUUUCUAUACAGAUCAUAUGCUUGCAUGUUAUUGUUAUUCUUAUAGCGGGUAAAUGAUAAUUUCCUACCCGUUCACCACCAUAGUUAUUUUUAAUAAAUAAAAUAAUUACUCUAAAAGCCGUUAAAGUAUUAUUAUUAUUAUAAGUGGUUUUAUAUAGCGUGGUACUCCAGCCUAAGGCUGGGGUCUCCAUGCUGUACAUACAAUUUAACAAACAAAAUCAAAAACUUUAAAAAUUAAUUAACAUACAUUAAUUAAAUAAAACAAAACAAAUGUAUAUUUAAAAAUUUAAACAAAAUUUAGAGUGCCUUCAAAUUAGCCUAACAUGUUUUUUUACUCUGCUCAGUUCCAGUGAAGGGCUGUUUGUCUCAUCGUCGUCAUCAGCACCAUCUGUUUCAUUUGAGCUCAACAAACAAGUACAGAGAUCACGUGAAAUGGGUCAAUCUGCCGUGAGUAAAUUUUUUUUCUAUUCAAAUUAUAGUAACUGAGGCUUGAGAGCAAUUUGGAUUAAGCCAUCUGCAUUGUCACAUUUGAGUUUGGAACCCUUUUACGGAGCAAAAUGUAUUGAAAAUUUAUAUUUCUGAUUAUAUUCUUUGAUUAACUAAUUAUAAGAAUGUUGGAUUGCGAUAAAGCUUUAAAGUAGAUUAAUUAGACACAAACAGUUUGUGUAAAUAAAACAAUAUAUGUUCAGCUUUAAUGAUGAUUUUACAAAAUACAAAUGUAAACGUUCAUCAAUACAAAAAAAGAAAAUUGAAGUAAGUAGAAAUUACGACUCACUUCCUUUCCAUUCUGCUAAAUUCUGUUUUUGUCUGGGUUUGCGCCCACUCUAAUUUUUUCUAUUUUUUAGGUAGGAUACAUGUAAUUAUAUAUUACGUAAACUUAAUUUAUACUUACUUAAAUCAGAUGAGAUUGAGUUCAUGACUUUUUAUUACAGGAAGGGUUUAAAGAUGAUUUUGAAGCAGAUGAGGUGUAUACAGAUUCAAGUGCUUUUCUCAAGGUAAGUGACAGUUCAGAAAAUAUUCCACAACUAGAAAUAAAGGAAUAGUCUAUCCAGCCUUCUCUAUUUUUUAAUUUGUUUAUUAAAUGCGAUAAAACGAGCAUUAACAGUUGGAUGCAGUAAUCUCAUUUUUUUUUAAAAUUAUAAUAACCAUUUUAAUUAUCUUUUUUUUCUUUUUAACAUUAACAGGGAACACAAAGUGCUAACCCACACAAUGAUUAUUGCCAACAUUUUGUUGACACAGGAGAAAGACCUCAAAAUUUUAUCAGAGACGUCGGUAAGUUCAGGAUACAAGUUGUAGAUAGACAAUCUUAGUGUGUGGCUAACUCCAUUGAAAUUCCAAUUUUAUUGUUAGGGCUCACUGAAAUGUAAUGAGAACUUUAGCUGUCUCUUGUUUUAGGACUUGCCAAUAGAUUUGAGGAGUAUCCAAAACUUCGAGAACUCAUUCGCCUUAAAGAUGAGCUUAUUGUGAAAACAAAUGGGCCACCUAUGUAAGUAUGGAGUUGCCAAUAAAAUCUCAAUUUUGUUUUUAGUGUUGCGUAAUGUUUCAUUGAAAUCAAUGGACUGGGGCCAUUCAUAAAGGGUGGGGGUGUUUUGUUUGUCAAAAUAAGGUGACAUUGAAUCUAUUAAAUAAAAGUACAAAUAAUUAGGCUCAAACAUAGACUUGUCAGAAUGGCAAGGACCCUUAAAUGCCACUGUUACCGUAUCCAGAAAUUUGAUUGAAAGAAAUUUCGACGGAAAAUUGAUCGAACGGAAAUUUUGUCAAAUAUUUUUUCCAGUUCACACAUUAAAAUUUUGCUUCAAAUUUCUUUUUGAACGCAUAAGUUUGUUUUACUGUAUAGUAAAGUGCAUUAAAAAAUAAAUCACUUAUAUCACUUUUCAUUUUCAUAUAUUAAUAAUUUUACCUCAUCCAUUUGCCAGGCUCUUACAUCAGAUAUUGUUCAAUUGUUUUUUUUUUGUUAUUUUUAUUUUGUUUGGUUUUCUCAUGUGUUAUGUUUUAAAUGAUGUCAUUAGGUAUCUACAAACUGAUUUAGAGUUCUUUGAUCUGAGGAACCUGAAAUGUAAAUUUGAUGUGAUUCUGCUAGAGCCCCCAUUGGAAGAAUACCAGAGAACACAAGGUGCUGUGUUUGACAAGUAUUGGGACUGGAAUGAGGUCGGUUUACUUUUUUUUAUCAUAUAUGAGCAUUGUCUCCGCUGGAGCCAGCAAUAACUUGUCUAGACUCGAGUCAGCAGCAAUAACUUGUCUAGACUCGAGUGAGCAGCAAUAACUUGUCUAGACUCGAGUCAGCAGCAAUAAUUUGCUUCUGCUGGAGCCAGAAAUACUUCGUCUAGACUAGAGCCAGCAAUAACUUGUUUCUGCUGCAGCCAGGAAUAACUUGUCUUUGCUAGAGCCAGCAAUACUUUGUCUUGACUGGAGCCAGUGACUAAAAUAUGACUAUGCCCAUCAAUUAAUUGUCUGGACUAGAUCCAUCAAUAAAUUGUCUAGGCUAGGCCCAUCAAUCGUCUAGACUAAAGCUAUCAAUUAAUUGUCAAGAUUAGAUCCAUAAAUGGUUUGUCUAGACUAGAGUCAUUAAUAACUUGUCAAUGGUUUGAUAUGUGAUUUUGUUUUUGGGGGACUGGGAUUAUUUUUUCAAGUUUGCAGCAUAUUACAGUUUGGAUAAUAUAAUAUGACAGUUUGAUUGUACCUCCUUCACUGCUGAGUGCUUUGGCCCAUGUAUGUUUUUUACUCUAAUUUAAUAUGCUGGCAACUUCACACUGUAGUCUAAAAUUAUGUUAAAUUUAAUAAUAAUUCAGAGGCUUUUAAACUUUGGUAACUUUUAAAGUUUUGUAGUGCAUUUAAUGUUGUACCCUUGCUGAAUUAUACAAUUUAAUUGAAUGUGUGCACUCAGAAAACUCAUUAUACCAAAAUAAGGAUUGAUUAAAUUAUUAGUUAAUUGUGUUUAUAGUCAAAUAAUAAACUUUUCUGGUAUUGUUCUGCUGGAACUUGUGAAAAUACCUAAUAUUCAUUUCAUCUUCACUAUCACUAUCAUCAUCUGCUUCAUAUUCUACUAUUUCAGAUAGAGGCUUUGGAUAUUCCCUCUGUGGCUGCACAACGAUCCUUCUUGUGGAUUUGGUGUGGCAACGCUGAGGGAUUGGAGCGAGGCAGAUUGGUAAAACAUUAUGCAUCAGAGUUUGAGACCAGCACCCUGAAAUGUUCCCUAAAAAUAUAACGUUUUUCAUCAUGGAAUGGUUUCAACUAGGGUUUCUGGAAUAUAUCAAUGAGAGUUCUGCCAAAGAUUGCAUGAUUACACAAGAGAAAGAAUUAUAUCCUUUAGGAUCUAUCCACAAUCCUAAUUUUAGAAAAUAUUUUUUUUUAAAAUUGCAGUAUUGUCAUCAAAAUUAAUUUUUUUAAUUUGUACUUUUAAAAGAAUGUGUGUAUUGUUUUUUUGUAUGUGUUGCUUCUAAAGUUCAAGUGGCGUGCUACCUCUGUUUUUAAAUUUUAACUUGCUACUGCAAGGAUCGUGAUAAAAUAGUUUGUCCAUGCAAUUAUAGUUUUUAUUUUCACCUUUAUAUAAGUGUUUAUUUAUCAAUUUUAAAAAUAAUAAAUUCCAUAAAGAUACCCUUUAGCACUUCAUAUCUUUAAUCGUGACAGAACUAAAACAGAAACGAUUAUAGCCUAUUAUUUUGUCUUAAAGAAAAUAUUUUCAUUCUUUUCAGUGUUUGAAACGAUGGGGUUUUAGGAGGUGCGAAGAUAUCUGCUGGAUAAAAACCAAUAUUAAGAAUCCUGGGCACAACAAAAACUUGGAACCUAAUGCAAUCUUCCAAAGGACAAAGGUCAAUAUCUACUCAUCUACUUGUGCUCUGCUUAUCAUUUCAUGCAUAGAUUCUAUACUAGAAACUGUACUGACAGGAUAGUUGUGUGAAUAAAUCAUUACUAAUUUUAGGAACACUGCCUUAUGGGAAUCAAGGGAACAGUAAAACGAAGCACAGAUGGUGAUUUUAUUCAUGCUAAUGUGGACAUUGAUCUCAUUAUAGAAGAGGAACCAGAAUAUGGAACAAAGGAUAAACCAGUAAGUCAUUGUUUUUUAAAACUAUUUGUUUAGAUUAUAAAAAUAUUCAAUCAUAAUAAUUAUUUUUGGUUCAACCCGUUUGCUUAAAACACAUUACCCAAAGUGCACCAUUUUCAUAUAUUUCAAUAAGUGGAUAAGCUUCACAUUUAUUCAUAAAUUUUUGUGCAAAACUUAAGCUGCAAAGGGGAUAGAUUGAGCUGACCGUAAUUUUCCAAGAUUUGAAAUGCACCUUGCACUUAUUAACUUUGCAAGCAUUUUUUUUUGUCUGAUCCAUAUUAUUCCGCAACUUUAUCAAUAAUAUUUUAAAUUUAAUAAAAAUAAUCAUUUCAUUCCUUUAACAAGCAAUAGUUAUGAAUGCCCAUGGAAAAUCAUAUUUCACGAGACACCUUUACAUUUUAUAAUAUUGUUAAUUAGUAAAUAAAUAUAUAUAAAUGUUAUAAAAAGGAUGGAAAGGUUAUAUAUAUCCUUUUUUUUUUUUCUUUUACAGGUGGAAAUUUUUCACAUUAUUGAACAUUUCUGUCUUGGGAAAAGAAGACUUCAUUUAUUUGGUCGAAACAUUCGAGCAGGCUGGUUAACUGUUGGACCAGAGCUGCCCAGUUCCAACUUUGAUGCAGAACUCUACAGAAGUUACUAUGAGAGUCAGCCUGACGCUCACCUUACAGGUUGCUCUGAGGAAAUUGAAAGACUUCGGCCCAAGUCUCCCACACCAAAAAAUAAACAGGCCCCACAACAAGGUGGGGAGAGGGGUGGAAGAGGUGGUCGGGGCAGAGGAGGCCAAGGCAGGGGGCCCCCUGGUGCAGGAGGACAAGGUGCUGCUCAAGGAAGAGGUGCUUCAGGUGGGCGCUUUAGGGGAUCUGGGAGGGGUGGGGGAUUCAAAAUGAGAGGAAUGAGAGAUGACAUGAGGUGAAGAACAAAACUGAACUCUUUUUGGGGCAUGCAUUGUGCAGUCUUCAUGGAUAGGAAUGUUGGUCAAAUUAAGAGAUUUUGUGAAUGAGAACGGGUCUUGACUAAUGUACACGGAUCGUAUCAUAUUGCUGAUAUAAAUGAACAAAAAACAAAUGCUGUUGACAGAAAAAACUUAAUGGUGCUGACCGAUCCACCAGACGAAAUCUUGAUUACUUGAUCUUGAUUUUACUAUUGGAAGUCUCAUAUUAAUGUAAAAUUUUAUGUUCAUGUUUUUUAAAUUCAUGGAUUGAUUAUAUCUGUUUUCUAUGAGUAUUAAAAUAAGUCAACAGUUUUUACUUUUUUAAACAAAAAUUAUCUUUUAACAUGCCUAAGAGCUGGCCUGCACAACUCAAAAUGUAAGGCGGGCCGUAAUACUUUAUGAAAAACUUGUGGGGACUGAAAGAUAGUAGGACAGGGGCAAAGCUAUUAAGAAUAUUAAUAAUAAUAAAGAAUAUUUCAUUACUUUGUGGGCCGCCAAGUGGGUGCUGGCAGGCCACAUGUGGCCCACGGGCCAUAUGUUGUGCAGGCCUGCUAAAGAGCCAUAAAUAGUUUGUUUUUUUUUCUUUUUGUACAUAUUCAUAGGUUCCUAAUAAUUUUGGGAAGUAAUGGAUGUGUGGAUAUAAAUAUGAUUUUACUUUGAGUGUAAAUCGGUUACUUCACAUGUUUUAGC